Messenger RNA from Pelecanus crispus (Dalmatian pelican), 1522 nucleotides. It is a transcript of the gene STEAP3, whose product is annotated as STEAP3 metalloreductase. Gene Ontology annotation, molecular function: ferric-chelate reductase (NADPH) activity; cupric reductase (NADH) activity. The record is from RefSeq and is a predicted model, not a curated record. Lineage: Eukaryota; Metazoa; Chordata; Aves; Pelecaniformes; Pelecanidae. Gene Ontology annotation, cellular component: endosome; plasma membrane. Gene Ontology annotation, biological process: copper ion import.
AUGUCUGGAGGAGACAUGGCCAAACCCCUCCUGGGCCAUGGGAGCAUGGAGGGUGACCCCAGCAUCAUGCCUGCAACCGGCCACACCAUUGGGGUGCUGGGGAGCGGGGACUUCGCACGGUCCUUGGCCAUCCGCCUGGUGUGCUCCGGCUUCAAGGUGGUGGUCGGCAGCCGCAACCCAAAGCGCAAAGCUGGCCUCUUCCCUUCUGCAGCAGAAGUCACCUUCCAGGCUGAUGCGGUGAAGAAGACGGAUGUCAUUUUUGUGGCAGUUUUCAGGGAACAUUACUCCACCCUCUGUGACCUGGCUGAUGUAAUGGCGGGCAAGGUCCUGGUGGAUGUUAGCAACAACACCGAGAUCAACCAUCACAAAGAAUCCAACGCUGAGUACUUGGCUUCCCUGUUCCCAGCCUGCACUGUGGUCAAGGGGUUUAAUGUGAUUUCUGCGUGGACACUGCAGUCAGGUGCCAGGGAUGGAAAUAAGCAGGUUCUGAUUUGCUCAAAUAACCAAGAAGCCAAGCGCACUGUAGCAGAAAUUGCUCAAGUCAUGGGAUUCACCCCUGUGGACAUGGGCUGCAUAUCGUCAGCCUCUGAGAUUGAGAAUAUACCCCUGCGCCUCUUGCCAGCCUGGAAAAUCCCCAUCUUUUUGGGUCUGGGGCUCUUUCUUUGCUUCUUCACUUACAACCUGAUCCGGCAGGUCAUCCACCCUUAUAUCAGGGAGCAGAAGAACAAGUUGUACAAGAUCCCCAUUGAGGUGGUCAACACAACGCUGCCGUGCGUUUCUUACGUCAUGCUGUCUCUCGUCUACCUGCCCGGGGUGCUGGCAGCCUGCUUGCAGCUCUACUAUGGCACCAAAUACAGGCGCUUUCCAGAUUGGCUCGACCAGUGGCUCCAGCACCGAAAGCAGAUUGGUCUCCUCAGCUUCUUCUGUGCAGCUUUGCAUGCCGUGUACAGCCUCUGUCUGCCCAUGCGCCGCUCUCACCGCUACCAGUUAAUCGAGAUGGCCGUCAAGCAGGCUGCGGAGAAGAAGAUGAAUAUCUGGGUAGAGGAGGAAGUCUGGAGGAUGGAGAUUUAUAUCUCUGUUGGAAUAAUUGCCCUGGGCUUGCUGUCGUUACUUGCCAUCACUUCACUUCCAUCCAUCGCAAACUCUCUCAACUGGAGGGAAUUCAGUUUCAUUCAGUCUACCCUUGGAUUUAUUGCCUUGGUAAUCAGCACUCUGCACACACUCACGUAUGGAUGGUCGAGGGCCUUCGAUGAGAACCAGUAUAAAUUCUACCUCCCUCCAACCUACACCCUCACGCUGCUCGUCCCAUGUACUGUGAUCCUAGCAAAAGUCAUCUUCAAUUUGCCCUGCAUCCGGCAAAGACUUCUGCGAAUCAGGAGAGGCUGGGAGAAGGGGAGAUACGUGAAGUUUGUUCUGCCCAGUGCAACGGGGGAAUAUUCAAGCGGGGAGACCUCCAGCAAUGUCUAACAGAGCCCCGGCUGUGACAGAGGAUUUCAAAGCACUAUCAACAUUUCUAUAAAGG